CUUCUGGGUUCCCCGCUGAUUCGCCGAGCGAGUCAUUAACAGACGGGGCGCGUUUCGUGGUCGCCCUAGAUUCCCCGAGUCCUCCGGGGGGAGGGGGGUUUGUUGCGAUGCUUCAAAAGUGUGCGUACAGCACGCGGAGAUUAAGUACCUCAGCCUCGUACGACUAUUGUGGUUUACAGUUAGGGACGAGCUAAUUGUGUUGUUGAUGGCGAGGAACGCUGCGUUGCGGGUCUCUUGUCUCUUGCGGUGGAACUUAGGCGGGCCGGCAGUGUUGUUGUUCGCAGCUCAGCGUCCGCAUUGUUCUAAGUAGCACAAACUCAUUUGCAUGCGCAUUGUCGUCAAAGCGUCUUGGCUUCUACCUCCCGGCGAGCUUCUUUCCCAGUGACGACUUCGUGUCUGCUUGAGACAAACCGGAGCGGACAAAUCAAGUUUGUGUCAAGACUCGUUCGUCAGUUCCCAGGCACAGAGGAUCCAUUGAUUGCAAAGUGCACAUCAAUACACAAUGAGGCGCGUUGGGAGCGCCGUCUUCAGUCGCCUUGGCCCUGCCCUCGUCUCCCUGGCCCUGCGCUGCCUGGUCCUGGUCCUGGUGACGGUCCUACUCGGAUUCGCCCCUUAUUGCCAGGCGGUGCAGGCGGAGAACGUCACCGUUUUGGAAGGGGGCACGGCCCAGAUCUCCUGCCGCCUGCAGAACUACGACGGAUCGAUUGUGGUUAUCCAGAACCCUCGCCGGCAGACCCUGUUCUUCAACGGAACGCGGGCCCUAAAAGACGACCGCUUCCAGAUGGUUCUCUUCACGCCGCGGCUGGUGCGCAUCACGUUGACCAACGUGAGCGUGUCGGACGAGGGCGGCUACUUCUGCCAGCUCUACACGGACGCCACGCACCACCAGGUGGCCACGCUGGCCGUGCUGGUCCCCCCUGAGACACCCACCGUGGAGGUGAAGCAGGACGCCGUGGAAGGCGGCGAGGUGGAGCUCAGCUGCGUGUCGCCCCGCAGCAAGCCGGCCGCCACGCUGCGAUGGAUGAGAAAUGGCCGGGAGAUUCCUGGUGUGGUUUCCCAGCAGGACAACGGGAAGACCUUCAGCGUAUCCAGCACCAUCCGGAUCCCGGUUGAGAGGAAAGACAACGGGGCGGCAUUGAGCUGCGAGGCGUUCCACCCGGCGCUGGGCAGCCAGAAGAGGAUCCGGCACUAUCGCCUUGAUGUGUACUUUGCACCGACCGUCAGGAUCGUCCCACCUACUGGCAUUUUGCGAGAGGGCGACUCGCUGAGCCUGACCUGCUCCGUUACUGCCAACCCUCUGUAAGUGUGCG
This is a messenger RNA of Entelurus aequoreus (snake pipefish), 1310 nucleotides long. Its product is annotated as cell adhesion molecule 4-like. The transcript has 5 exons. The record is from RefSeq and is a predicted model, not a curated record. Gene Ontology annotation, molecular function: vascular endothelial growth factor receptor 2 binding. The coding region runs from base 503 to 1303 and encodes 266 amino acids. Gene Ontology annotation, cellular component: cell-cell contact zone. NCBI's taxonomy places the organism in Eukaryota, Metazoa, Chordata, Actinopteri, Syngnathiformes, Syngnathidae. Gene Ontology annotation, biological process: negative regulation of peptidyl-tyrosine phosphorylation; regulation of Rac protein signal transduction; regulation of wound healing.